AUGUCUCUGAACUUGAAAAAGAGAGGAAAGAAGACUGGCACUGUCACGCCUACGCAGGCAGAGCCUUCGACUGACCCCAUUGCGGACGUCGAAAAGACCGGAUUGAUCACCACCAGAAAGGAGUCUGAACUGACUUACUGGAUUGCUUUGGUGGCAGUUACUGUUGUUGCUGCUUUCGUGAGAUUCAGAAUUCUUGGUCACCCUGCUAAGGUCGUGUUUGACGAGGUGCACUUUGGAAAGUUUGCAUCUUACUACUUGGAAAGAACGUACUUCUUUGAUUUGCACCCACCAUUUGCUAAGCUUCUAAUUGCAUUCGCUGGUUGGAUCGUGGGAUACGAUGGUGCAUUUAAGUUUGAGAACAUUGGUGAUAACUAUGUCGAGAACAAUGUUCCUUACUUGGCGUACAGAUCUCUCCUGGCUAUUCAAGGUACAGCCGUUGUCCCCGUGAUGUUUUUGACUAUGAAGACUCUUGGUUUCACUGUUUCUGCCUGUGUCUUGUCAUCGGCUCUUGUUUUGUUUGACAAUGCCCAGAUCAUUGACUCGAGGUUGAUCCUCUUGGAUGCUACCUUGAUUUUGAGUGUCGCUCUUACCAUGUUUACCUAUUGUAAGUUCUCCACCUACCGCCGUCAGCCAUUUUCCAAAUGGUGGUGGAUUUGGUUGCUUUCAACUGGUGUUUCCUUGUCCUGUGUCAUUUCCACAAAGUAUGUUGGUGUUUUCACUUACUUCACUAUUGGUAUUGCUGUGAUUCAUGAAUUGUGGAUCUUGCUCGACAUCAGGAAAGGUUUGACUAUCGAGCAAUUCGCUCAGCACUUUCUUGCUCGUUUCUUCUCCUUGAUUGUGUUCCCAUUUGUGAUCUACUUGUUCUGGUUCUACUUGCAUUUCGCCAUUUUGACCAAGUCUGGUCCAGGUGACGCUUUUAUGUCUUCCGACUUCCAGGAAACUUUACAAGAGUCUCCAUUGGCCAAAUACUCCAAGGCUGUCCAUUACAAUGACGUCAUCACUAUCCAGCACAAGGACACGGAAGCUUUCUUGCAUUCGCACAACCUCGUGUAUCCUUUGAGAUACGAGAAUGGCAGAAUCUCCUCUAACCAGCAGCAGGUAACCUGUGUCUAUGACCAAGAAGGCCAAGAGAUCACUGACCCUAACUCUCAGUGGGAGAUUGUUCCAACUAAGAAAACUUCCAACGACCAAGGCGUCUACACCAACGACGUGGUUAGAUUCAAACACGUUGGUACUGGUGGUUUCUUGUUAACCCACGAUGUUGCAUCUCCCUUGCUUUCUACCAACGAGGAGUUUGUUGUGGUUCAUGAUGAGGUUGCCGAAACGAGAUACAAUGAGACCUUGUUCCGUUUGCGUUAUGCUGAGGCAGGUAACAAGAACAAGAGAACUCUCAUCAAGACUAAGGCCACCCCAUUGAGAGUUGUGCACGUCGAUACAGUGGUCGCCAUGUGGACUCACGACGACGAGGUUUUACCUGACUGGGCUCUUGAACAUCAGGAAGUCAGUGGUAACAAGAAAGUCCAGGACAAAGACAAUAGCUGGUCCAUUGAUUCGAUCGUCAACUUGAAGGAAGACGAUCCAAGAAACAAGUACGUUCCAAAGAAGGUCAAGUCGAUCCCAUUCUUGAAGAAAUGGUGGGAGCUCCAAGGAUUGAUGUUUGUUCACAACAACAAGUUGUCCUCAGAGCAUCCAUUUGCCUCUCAGCCUGAUGCCUGGCCUCUUGCCGUCUCCGGUGUUUCUUUCUGGAACGAUAACGAUACCAGAAGACAAAUCUUCUUCAUUGGAAAUGUCAUUGGUUUCUGGAUUGAGGUUGGUUUCCUCGCCGUGUACGUUGGAUUUGUCCUUGCUGAUCUCGUCACUAGCAGAAGAGCCUACGACAUCAUCACCCCCGCAGCCAGAUCCAGACUUUACAACACCUUGGGUUUCCUUUUCAUCGGCUGGGCUGCUCACUAUUUCCCAUUCUACUUGAUGGGAAGACAGAAAUUCUUGCACCACUACUUGCCAGCCCAUCUCAUUGCUGCCUUAUUCACUGGUGGUAUCGUUGAAUUCUUGUGCACCAACAAGACCAGCCAAAACAAGAAGGGUCUUGCUCCAGGCUCAAUCGACAAGAUUAGACUCAUCGGUGCCACUGUCACAGUCAUUGUGGGAACUGCCUGGUUCCUCUGGUACAUGAGAGCCAUGACCUACGGUAACUUUGCUAUGGCAGCAGAGGAAGUCAAGAAGAGACAAUGGCUCGAGAUCAACUUCCAUUACGCUAAGUAG
This is a messenger RNA of Candidozyma haemuli, 2262 nucleotides long. RefSeq names its product dolichyl-phosphate-mannose-protein mannosyltransferase (gene PMT4). The record is from RefSeq and is a predicted model, not a curated record. Lineage: Eukaryota; Fungi; Ascomycota; Pichiomycetes; Serinales; Metschnikowiaceae. Gene Ontology annotation, cellular component: membrane; endoplasmic reticulum. The transcript has a single exon. Gene Ontology annotation, molecular function: dolichyl-phosphate-mannose-protein mannosyltransferase activity. Gene Ontology annotation, biological process: protein O-linked glycosylation via mannose. The coding region runs from base 1 to 2262 and encodes 753 amino acids.